CUCUCUCUCUCUCUCUCUCUCUCUCUCUCCCUCCCUCCCCCCCCCUCCCUCUCUCACUGUCACUAACACACACACACUACAGAGGAAUAUACUGAAAGAUCCUCCCGGACUACAUUACUGAUAAACAGACCCGAACUCAGGGACUCUAUCACUUAUGUCGUGUUAAUGUUGGAUGUUAAUGUACAUGAGGAUAACUUCAGCAUGACUCUGGCAUCAAGACUCAACCGCUUUCUUCUUCUGAAGACACUUUUCCUGCACUUAUUACUAGUUGCCAUAAUGGCAGAGGAAAGAAGAGCAUGCAGCGAGCAGGAAUACAAGGAUCAGUUCGGGAACUGCAUUGCCUGCAGGCAGUGUGAUGCAGGACAAGAAUUAUCAAAGGAAUGUGGCUUCGGCUAUGGAGAGGAUGCCCAUUGUGUGCCCUGCAAGGUUAGCCGCUUCAAAGAGGACCAAAGUUCGCAGAAGUGUAAACCAUGCCUUGACUGUGCCAACCUCAACCGAUUUCAGAAAGCCAACUGUUCCAGCACCAGGAACGCUGUGUGUGGUGAAUGCCUGUCUGGGUUUUACAGGAAAACAAAGCUAAGUGGAUUUCAAGACAUGGAGUGUAUCCCGUGUGGAGAUCCACCACCCCCUUAUGAGCCACAUUGCAUUGGACGUGUGAAUCUGGUGCCCAUCCCUUCAACAGUGACGAGCCCCAGAGACAUGGCACUGGCUGCAGUCAUCUGCAGCGCUCUGGCCACUGUCCUCAUGGCUCUGUUUAUCCUUUGCAUCAUCUACUGCAAGAGACAGCUUCUGGAAAAAAAGCCCGCAUCGCUCAGAUCUCAGGAUGGUUCCUUGAUUGGAGCUGAGUUGUCGUAUUUGGAUCGACGACAAGCACUGGACUUUUCCCAGCGGUCCUGCUGCUACUGUCAGCACAUCCCUGAGCAAACGUGUGCAGGUCCUGUGCAUCUGCUUCCCUCCGUGUGCUGUGAAGACACAUGUGGCCAGAGACUUGGCCGAGACAACAGUCCCUUUCAGUCACAAAGCAGUCUGAACGAGAGACUUGUACGGCAGUCAGCAUGGAACAGCCAGUGUGAUUUCGAACAAGCUGCUGAACCUCUUCCUGUGGAGUUCUCAGAGGAAUUACCACUCAUGGAGAAGGCAGUGGACAGGACUCAUCUCAGGCUACAGCCCACAAAUAGCAGCAACUCUUCCUCUGAGGAAGAUAUGGACGAACUAAGCUCCACUAAGCUCUCUUCCGAGCUUUUACAGGAUGGCAGCUGUUUGGUAGAGCAACAUCUGUCUACAGUGGAAGAGUGACCUGGCUUUAUCUAGCUCACGUUCAUCCCUGAGAACUGCCCUGGAUGUGAAAAGGAGGCACCGAGGAAGAUUCCAGCUCAGAUUAUAUGAGGCCACACACACACAUGCACAUCCUGAAAGCCAGGUGAUGUGGUCUAUCUCCCCAGCAGCCAGUGGCCCAUGGUUAUCCAGCUUAAAUCAGACCAGACGCUGUACAUAAACAUUAUCAUGACCCAUAAAAUACCCAAAACAGACUGGGGAACCCAAACAAUCAACAGAAAAAUCUUCCCCACACUGAAUUGGACGUGACCUGUAAAGAGUUAUGAUAUGAAGCUGAAUCGGAUUUUUUUUUUUUUAAUUGCAAACAGGACUUUCUGCAUGGAAAUAUUUUGAAGACCCAUGACUGUAAAAAAUCUGAACACAACUGAAAGACAUUGCUGUGGCAUUUUCUAGUUUCUUUACCCUCUUGUAGAUACUGUAUUAUAGAAAAUAGAAGGAUAAUAUUUUUCUAAUGUAGAUAGUCCAAGGUCACAUUUUCAUAAUUACAGUUAACGAGCACUUGAAUUCAUUGCUGAAAGUAAGGAACUUUAUUGCUCUUCAUAUUUGUAAAUAAAUAAGCAAUGAUCACGGAAUUGAACAAGAGUCAUACAUACAUGAAAAUCUAUUUUAAAUUUAAUAAACUUUUACAAACAUAAAUCGAUACAAAAAUGUGAAGCUCUGGAAUUUACCUGGAAUUUAAUGUUGUUGGUUAUGGUCUGUACAGCAGUCUGCAAUCUACAGCAGUUUCUUUUUUUAUUAAGUCUAAAGGAUUUUCUGGAAAUCCCCAGAAAAUUCUCAACAAGAAUAUUACAAUAAAAA
Tachysurus fulvidraco (yellow catfish) is the source of this 2133-nucleotide messenger RNA. It is a transcript of the gene tnfrsf19, whose product is annotated as tumor necrosis factor receptor superfamily, member 19. Bases 166 to 1296 code for a protein of 376 amino acids. Gene Ontology annotation, cellular component: plasma membrane. Gene Ontology annotation, molecular function: signaling receptor activity; protein binding. Gene Ontology annotation, biological process: positive regulation of JNK cascade; positive regulation of canonical NF-kappaB signal transduction. NCBI's taxonomy places the organism in Eukaryota, Metazoa, Chordata, Actinopteri, Siluriformes, Bagridae. The record is from RefSeq and is a predicted model, not a curated record. The transcript has 10 exons.